Messenger RNA from Carica papaya (papaya), 3810 nucleotides. Lineage: Eukaryota; Viridiplantae; Streptophyta; Magnoliopsida; Brassicales; Caricaceae. The record is from RefSeq and is a predicted model, not a curated record.
CAUGCAUGUGAUAAUAUACAUAUAAAAUAUACGUGAGAACUAUAAAUCAUCUUGAUCAUUCUUGCCCGAAGUGGAGAGUUGAUGAGAAUUAUGGGGUCAUCAUCAUCAAUGGCGAUCAUCUUCUUGUUGACUUUGCUUGAGCUCUGUGGUUUGUUGCAGAGUGCACCUCUUGCUCCUGCAUUGUAUGUUUUUGGAGAUUCAUUAUUCGACAGUGGAAAUAACAAUCUGUUGCCAACCGCUGCUAAGGCUAAUUACCGCCCUUACGGUGUCAAUUUUGUCCAUGGCGUUACUGGCAGGUUCACUAAUAAUAGAACAGCAGCUGAUGUUAUAGGUAUAAUUUAUAUAUCUUGUAUACCUUUGUUCAUAUCUAUAACUCUAUAUGGGGGUGUGUGUGUGGGUAUAUAUGUAAUGUUUUUGUUUGGAAAAUGCUUGAGUUUGGGAGAGCAGAUCCUUUUGUUUCAGAAAAAAAUAAUAGAAUUAAGAUCAACAACAUAUUUGAGGAGAUCAAUUGCUCUCAGAAAGUAUUUAUCAAAGUCUAUAUUCCUCUUCUGCGUAGGCAGCAAUGAUCUUAUCAACUAUUACAUUAACAGCCAAACAAUACCCUUCUUCAAAAACACACGUCCUUCUCCUCAAACCUUUGCUCAGCUCCUUGUUGAUACCCUGGUUCACCAUUUUCAGGUUCUUCCUUCUCCCAUCAAUAACAUUUUGCAGACACUCUAUUACCUUGGUGCGAGGAAGAUGGUGAUGUUUGAAGUUGGGCCAAUCGGGUGCAUGCCAUCCCUGGCCAAAACAUAUAAACACACCGGAAAAUGUGUUGAAGAAGCAAACCAGCUUGUUCUAGAGUUCAACAAAAGGCUUUCUUCAAAGCUUAAAUAUUUGACAUCUACACUCCAUGGUUCCUCUUUUGUUCUUGGACGUGUUAACGCACUAGUCUAUGAUGCCAUUAUAAACCCUUCUAAAUACAGUAAGUUUCUAGUUCCAAUAAUACCAUAAAUAUACAUAAACUAAUGGUUGUAACUAAUAUGUUAAAAACAUUGUGACCUGCAUAUUCUAGUUUCUUUUGGUUUCUCAUUCUUAAUUCACAAUUUCUUUUACAGGCUUUACAGAUACAAGGGAUUCUUGUUGCACUACUUUGCAAAAUGGAACUUGUAUUCCAUUCUCACAGCCAUGCUCCAACCCAAACACAUAUUUCUUCUUUGAUGGUUUUCACGUCACUGAUGCUGCUAAUUCAAUUAUCGCCACUCGUUGUAUCCAUGACUCUUCAAUUUGCACUCCUUACACACUCAAGAAGCUUGUGCUAAUUUGAAAGACGACCCUAUAAAAUUUUGUUUGGUUCGCGCAAUUGCAAAUCUUACCAUAUUCUUUUCUAUUCAUAUCAAACUGUUUUAGAAACUAUGAAAUUCUUCUCUUUUCUUUAAAAAAAAGUUUUAGAAACUAUGAAAUUGCAAUGGAGACUGUGUUCUGACUAUCUUCCAAGUCUUAACAAUUACUAGUCCGCACAAGAAUACUUUGGAAUUAAAAUACUAAGAUAAAGACUGGAGUUCAGAUUAUUAUAAUGACAAACCCUUAUAAAGAAGAUAAUAAUCAUAUAUCUUUCUUAACUAGGAUUGGUUAGUAUGAAAAUAAGGAUAUAAAAUAAGGAUAUAAAAUAAGGAAAUACAACCAUACAUAUUGAGGGCUAUAUCUACUCAUUAGUGGGAUAUGUAAUUGCAUGAAUGGAAGAUCAUUGAAAGUCUUCUCUAAUAUUUCUAACACCCACCUCACAGUCAUGGAAGGAGCCAAAGUUUAUCUCAUAAAUUGCUUAAACUGUUGACAAGCUAAGGGCAAUAACAAAUACAGAAGCAAUCUGAUAGGUUAACGAGGUAAAACUUGUUUUGUAGUUAGGCUGGAAACUGCUUAAAGACAAAACUAAAAUCCAACUCAAUAAAUGACUGCAAUCUGAUAGGAAUGGAAGGUUGGAUUGGCGGUGAAAUAAAUGGUCUACAUAUGGUCAAACUACAAAAUUGGAGUGGAUGAGGGAAAACCCAGUUCUGCUAGAAGAAAAUUGGAUCGAGAUAAUCUCCACCUUUAUGUCUGCAAUAACUUUAUAUUCGUUCUCGUCAUAGGAUCAUGCAAUUGCAGAUUCCAAGACAAAAAAUGCAUCCAAAUCAACUGCAAAACCAUUUAGAAAACAUUGGUCAUCUUGAUCAUCUCUCCAGUCAUUGUUAGAUAAACAUUGUAAACGACAAGGUGAUGGAUGAGGAAAACAGAGACCAUGUGAAACUAUAUACUUCAGAUACUGCAAUAGGCAUUUAACGAUUGUCCAGCGCAAAUCAGUAGGAUAAGUAUAUUAAUUGGCAAAUUUUGUUCAUUGAACAAAUCAUAAUGGACAAAGCUGCAAACUGCAGAGCCCCAACAACUAGUCAAUAUUUAUCAGUGUUUGCUAGAAAUUUUCCAGAAUCUUCAGUCUGGGGAGGAAUAAAUUGGCAUUGGAGUUACACAAGGUCUGGAAACUGUCACUUAGCUCAACUUCUUAGAAAGCUAGGAGAAUUCAAAGAAAAGAAUGUUAUUGUUGGUGAAGGCUCUCUCUCUCUCUCAACACAUGAAACCCACAAUUACCCACAACAAAAAUCAUGAAUUAAGUCAUGCCCUACACCAAUUGUUCACGAAAUCUGACUUUAACGCAUGCGGCUUGAGAAGCUGCAUGUUGAGAAAACAUUUUUUGAACAAAAUUGUGAUGCCCCAGGAGUGUACUCGUGCCCGUCACUUUGUUGGCAUGCACCUCUCUUGACUCACCCCUUAUAUGGUUAACCUUUUGUUUGAAUAAAUUAUUAACCUUUUAUUUUACAGGAAUUUAUUCUUUAAAAGGGAUGAACUAAUUAAUGAGCAAGCCACAUCAAUAUAGAGAACCGAAGGAAGAUGAUUAGAUAAAAAAGAAAACACUAACAUCUCUAAGCAGGUAGAGGAAACGUCGAAGGACAACGGCGCGGAAGGGAUCAACAUUUCAUUCAAACAAAACACAAAAUCAAGAACUGGAAAUAUGAUCACACUUCACUCAAACAGUGUUUAGGAAGCUAGAACGGUAAAACGUGGUACAUCACAUAGACUGCAAUGACAAGACAAAUAAUGGAAACAAAAGCAAAAGCAUGCAGAAAUAUCCAUGUUGAUCAAAAAUAUAAAAGCGGUGAGAUUUAUACCACAAUUUAGAUUGUUCCUUUUGCUUCAAGCUGGCCGAAUCUCAGCAUUUUCUAAGAAGCCGUAAAAAAGCACUCUCUCGGCUUUGGUUUCCUUCCAUUCUCCGCUAUCUUCUCCCCCUUCUUUUUCCUCUUACACAGAAUCCCUGCAAAAGAUGCCUUUUUUAAGCCAUAGUCUCCCUCGGCUCUCUCACAAGCACGAAGAAGAAAAUUCUCCUCCGCUCUCUCCUUUCUACUCUUCUUCUCCAGAGAACCCCCUUUGUAACUGUUCGUCUCCCUCUCCCAAAGACGCCCUGUUCCUCCUUUUAUGGCCUCAUAGUCCCCAACUACAGCUCAUCCCGGCGCCCCUGCCUUGACGGUUUCUCCACCCGCUACUGCAAAAGCUGAGCUUGGAGAUAAGCUCGCGGCUUCCCUUUCAGGUACUCUACUCCUCGCACGAAGGCCUGAUUCUUUGUCGCCAGCCUCUUCACCCUCUGCUUUCCGUGCCUCUCUCUCCUCCAGCUCAUACUAUGUCUUCUUCCUGACACGGCCAUCAUCAUCGGAUCAUCGCUCACCAUCAUAGAAAACUUACAAGGUUGCCCACCAUUGCUCCUCUGUCUCUCUCUCUCUUCGGCUUUGUCUAUUUUCAGAAAUCCCU